Molecule: messenger RNA, 2377 nt
Organism: Lingula anatina
Lineage: Eukaryota; Metazoa; Brachiopoda; Lingulata; Lingulida; Lingulidae
Product: kelch-like protein 24
Molecular function (GO): protein binding
Source: RefSeq, a predicted model, not a curated record
GAUGUCUGAGAGCAUCAUGGCUCUCACCGUAAAGCGUUCUCUUUGAGUUUUGCCUUCUGCUACAAUAACUAAGACCAUGCAGCACGGAGCAAACAAUGAGAAGAGUCCGGGCGAAUACAACCACAAGAUGUCGCAAACUACUAGCCCAAGUGUAUUAAGGAAUCGGAGAUCGGAUACAGUAAAUUUUAGGACAGGAGAAGAAAGAAACGCCGUGGUUCGAACUGUGUCUGGAGAAACAGUCGCUCGCACGCCUAUCUACCGCCGACCACUUUCUGAACGAACUUCAGCGUCUAUCCUUCGGCAAAAUGCUGAAAUGCCCAGCCAUGUCAGCGAUGCGAGAUCUGUGAGAUUGCCAAGCUCUGCAAACUACGAACAUCAGGCAACAAACCAAGGUGAAAUCAGAUUACGCCCAACUAUGCCGGGCGAAAUUACUGACAAACCGAUCAAGGUCAAGCGGAAUUUCUCCUUAGAGGGUGCCAUGGACAAAGUCAGAGCCACGGAAAACCCCACCGCCACUGAGCGGAUGGUGCAUUUCGCACUGAUGGGCCAGUACCUCAAAACGCUCUACACGCACGAUCAGCUCUGUGACGUCAUCAUCACAGUCGGAAACUACACUUUCAGCGCCCACUGCAUCGCGCUUGCCUGCCACAGCGAUUACUUCGCCGAAGUUUUGCUGAAAAACCGCAGGCACACCAUCCCGCUGAAAAUCAGACUAGAAGACAUCACCGCGUCCGCCUUUCAGAAGAUACUGGAGUUCAUAUACACGGCCGAGAUUCGAAUCAAUUACGAUAAUGUCGGUGAGAUGUACGUCGCUACUCGAAAACUGCAGAUUUUGCCCCUUCUCAGCGUCUGCCAGGAUCUUUUCAGCUCCUUCCCGCCCGAUAAAGCCAUAGCCGUCAUGGAGACCGCAGACCGAAACAAGCUGAAAGUUUUCUAUGAAAAAGCCUACAAGGUGGUGUUGUCCCACUUCCCGGAAAUUUACCCAUCGUCCGGUUUUCCAACUCUGGACGUGGAGAAGCUUCACCGCAUGCUGCAGGACGACGAUUUAAGGGUGCUGACUGAGCUGGACGUCUUCCGGGCCGCCAUGCGCUGGUUGACCUACGACAAAGAAAACCGCAUGCGCUACGCCGCACAACUCAUGAGCUGCGUCAGGUUCAUGUUGAUGACAUCAAAAGACCUUGUCACGUGCGUGGAAGAGGGUGGCCAAAUCAUGACCAGCGAUGGAUGUCAGAGUUUAAUUCUGGCGGCAAACUGGUAUCGCACCUGCGUCAACCUUGGCAGAGAGUCCACCUUCCCACUGCCCACUCACACUCCAAGGACCUGCAUGGUGGACCUUCCACCACAAGUCCCUGAGUCCACUGACCCUCGUUUCCUGCCGUCCAGAGCAAUCUCGUCAGAGACAGCCUGUCAGUCGACCUUCACUAUAUUAGCCAUAGGAGGCUUUUCAACUGCUAGCAUGCCUGGAGACGAGGAUGGGAUCGCGCCAAGUACGAGUAUUCUGCGUUACAACCCCUUACUGAACACCUGGAAGCUGUGGGCCGCCCUCCCAGAGCCACGAACAAACCACGCCGUCGCCAUUGUGAACGGAGUCAUCUACAUCGUAGGUGGUUGCAAUCCUCGAGAUGGUCGCCACGGCAUUUAUGUCCCCAAAUCCACUGUGUUCAAAGUGAACGCCAGGACUCGCAAAUGGAGCCAGGUGACGUCCAUGAAUGAAAACCGAAUGCACCACAAGGUGGCAGUAGUGUCCGGCCUCGUUUACGCCGUGGGCGGCGAGGGUUUAAACAACAUAGUCCUUGCCUCAGUUGAAGUAUAUAACCACGUGACCAACCAGUGGUCGUACAUCGCCCCACUGAGCACCGGAAGGAUCGGCAUUGCUGCGUGCGCACACUCUGGGCUUCUUUACAUCGUUGGUGGCUAUGCCGACAGUGGGACCAGCACAUCCGGGGAACCCAUCUUGAACCUGGUGGAGUGCUAUGAUCCGCACACGAACAGAUGGUCCAGCCGAAACCCAAUACCCGAGCCACGUUGCCAUGCCAACCUGUCAGAAUGUGGCGGGAAACUUUACCUGAGCGGCGGCGCUGUGUCGUCGUACGCUAAUGGCGACUGCACAUACAGCAGCGUGGGGUCCAUACUGGAGUACCACGAGAAGAGGGACCAAUGGACAGCCAGGACGGAGAUGACUUCACCAAGGCACAAUGCUGGCAGCGCAGCUCUGGGUUCCUGCCUAUACGUGAUGGGUGGCAUCAGUACCUUGGAAGGCUCGGCCUUGUCUUCCGUGGAGUGUUUUGACACCAUGACAGGGAUCUGGUCACGUGGAGAGGACAUGCCGUCCCCGGUAGUAGGAUGCGCAUGCGUCGUGCUGCCGCCAGUCAAGUAA